Messenger RNA from Cuscuta europaea, 1694 nucleotides. NCBI's taxonomy places the organism in Eukaryota, Viridiplantae, Streptophyta, Magnoliopsida, Solanales, Convolvulaceae. The record is from the annotation of a GenBank genome assembly.
GCAGCCAGCAGUCCAUCCCUUUCCCUUGUCUACCCGGCCCAAUCCCCUUUCUCAGCCUCAAGCUCUAGAGCCUCAAGCCCUAAAGCUCAACAACCCAAUUCCCGUACCCCUUUCCCAAUUCCCGUUCGGGCUUCCUCUUUUCCCGAUUCCCUUUCGCCGUUCCCUUUCCCAAAUCCCAAUCUGCGCUUCAGGGGAGUCCAGCGCUCCGCACAGCCGCACUCAACACUCAAGAGUCAAGCCAGGAAGGCAGGAACUCCCAGCAGGCACUCCGCACUCCAGGCAGCGACCACAGUUGACAGUUCCCGACUUGCCGAGUUGCUGCCGCCGACCGCCGGAUAUUUUUCGUCAAUUCCGCCGAAACCGAAACAGCCUAUCAUUGGUGGUUCUUCAUCGAAUAAUUGACAGAUUGCUUGGUGUGUUACAUUGAGAAAGAUGUAUUUGUUAAAAUUGAGAAUGAAGUCAUAAUGAAGCGAUUUCAGAGUACGACACCUCGAAGACAAAGAUUGCCGCCUCUCAAUGAUUCUCCUUCAUUUGAUGCGUCAGACUAGUACGGAGUAUAUCAUUUCUUUGUUUGUUAUCGUGCCCCUCACGAGUCCUGUAUCCCAUAGAAUUUCACAUUCCGCACAGUUCACCGUUUAGUUACGGAAAAGCUUCCAUACCAGUCCUCCUUUCUGGUUAUUCUGCCGCACCACGCCCGCAACACUCUAGCUCUCAAUCACGGUUGAAGGUGACUUUCAGGUUGGCAUUGAUUUUACCAGUUACAAUGGUUGGUGUUGAACGGGCAUUCUCUUCAAUGAAACAUAAUCCAAAAGGUGGGAAUGAUGACACAUCUAUCAUAACCCCUGCAAAAGCAUUUCUUCUUCAUCUGAGUUGUGGUUUGGGCUUAGUUUCUGCAUUCUGGGUGGCACACUGUAUAUACUCCACCGGCAUCGUUUCAAAUCCUGCUCAAACCCUCCGUCUAAUUUUGGUAACUGAGUCUCCAGUAGUACUUAUGCUAUAUAGUCUCUUUCGACAUGAUCCAGAUCAAUGCUCUUACUUCAAAGCUCUGGGACGAGGUUUAUUGGGUCUUCCUGCUGGAGCUGUUUUAAUUGGGUCUGGAGCAAUUAUUUUGGGAGCACCGGUUGGUUUUCAGUACUUCAGCGUGACAUUGUAUUGGUCUCUUCUUAUGUCAGUCCUCACGUUUGUUCCAGCAGCUUCUGUGUUUGGGUUGUCGUUGUCUGAUUGGCACCGUAUAUUUGCUCAAACAAAACCAAAUAAAAACAUAGACUAUAUGAUCUGCUUUCCUGCCCACGGAGCCAUUAUUGGAGCAUGGUUUGGUGCCUGGCCAAUGCCACUUGAUUGGGAAAGGCCAUGGCAGGAGUGGCCAAUUUGUGUAAGCUAUGGAUCUAUUGCUGGUUACUUGGCAGGACUGGCUGUUUCCAUGGGUUUUGUCCUCUUCCAUAACCCCUACCACCACCCGCAUAUUAAAGGAGAGUAAUUCAUUUUUAAUAUCUUUGGGCCUUCUUGGCAGAAACUUCUGUAGUAUAUGUCUUUAUGCAUGCUUUCUACAGAAACCUUUGGGCCUUCUUGGCUUUGGUUCUCUAUAAUUUAUGUGGCAGCUAGUUGUUCUUUUGUUCUUUAUGUGCCUCUGAAUGUUUACUUAUUUAAUGAUAAAAUAACAAGCACAAAAGCAAUGAGAUAACCUAAAAUUAUAA